AUGGCAACGGAUGUACAGCAAGAACAGCUCAUACCUACUAUACUAAAAACUCAACACUUCUCUCAAACCGACUCCCAACAGCCGAAUGAUGACGACACUCGAAAGUCGGUUGAUAAUAACGACAUCUACAAUCCCAACAACGAGGACGAGGACGACAACUUCGCUGAUUAUGCCUCUUCUUAUGAGACAGAUCGUGACAACGAUUCCCAUAGUCAACGAAGACCAUCUGAUGGCUCGGUAGUAUCAGAGUCUUCGUCAGUGUACGAAGACGACGGGAAUACUGAAUCCCCCACGUCCGCUAAUUCUGAAGACAAUUCCUUCAUUCACCUUGAACGGGACACCGAGAACUCGAUACAUAGCAAUAGAAUAGAGCAAAUCAAUGGCAAUGAUACGAAACACCAUAAAGAGCCAGCACAAUCCGAUGAUGACGAAAGUCUAAAUUCAUUCCACACUGACGAGGCAGAUGUAACAAAUAAUCACGACUCGCUCAAAAAGAACGUACUUGAUGAUAGCAAGCACUUUGACGGAUUCCCGGAAAUGCUUAAACCCAAUAGUGAGGAAGACGACAACGAUAAAUCUGUCACCGAUAACGAUCCGUCUGACGAUGCAUCAAGUGAGGCAGAAUCGGACAAACCAGAAUCGCACUCGGUGAAAGUCACUAGCAAGGAUGAUCCAAGUCAAAAGAUAUCGCCUUCUGAAUGGUCUAUUGAAAAUGAUUUGGACAAAGAACCAAGCGAAAGUGAUUAUGAUAACAAGUCAGACCAUUCGACUGAAUCCGGUAAUAACGACAACAGUGCAGUCGAGCACACAACAUCGUUCCAUCCCACUUCGAAUGCUGUCUCGGGGUCACCAUUGUCUUCAACAAUCCCCCCGUCGCCCACGUUUCUUUCGAGUAUGGAUGAUAGAACCGAUGCCGAUUCAAUUAUGUCCAAGUCCAGUUUCUCCUCUGACCGCUAUUCUGACUACAAUCGAAACCCUGUCGAUACAGUAGAUGAUGUCGACAAUGAAAAGUCUCCAACCAAUCGCGUGUCUGUUGCUUCUCUCGGUGAGAAUCCGGAACUUAACGAUAUCUCGCUCGACGAUGAUGAACGUGAAGAAGAAAAUUCUGGGGGCUGGUUCUCUAAUCAUCUACCACGUACUCCGAAUUCGCUGAAAUCCUUUGCUUCGUACUUUCGACCAUUGUCCACUCUGGCUCCGCUUGGUUCAUCGCAUAUUGAACAGGGUGAAGAUGAUGACUUUUCCGGUGAAUUGAAUUUCCCAAAGUCACCCAAUUCAGUUAGAUCAUUCGCUUCAAUAUUUAGUUCUCGACCUUCCUCUGCUUCUCCUCCAACUACUGUCAGUGAUAAUACCGAGUCUAGGCAUAUGUCUAUGGCUUCACUAUUGUCUACUGGGUCUAGUACUGAUUUAUUAUUGGCAAAACUGGACAAAGACAAUCAGAUUUUAGCAGAUGAUCCUAAAAUACAGAAAGUUAAUAUGACUGCUGUUGGAGAAAUUAAGAAAAGUUUCGAGCGAGUACAAACUGAGGCUGUAGAAGAUGAUAUUGACUGGGAUUUUUGGGGUCUUGUUGUCAAUGACUACGAAGCAGUCGCCAAGUCCCAACCAAAAGUUUUAUCAAAGACGAUUCAGAAAGGCAUACCUACUCCACUACGAGGCAUGAUAUGGCAGUUGAUGUCAAAGUCAAAAGACGUAGAACUAGAGACUAUAUAUGCGCAACUGCUUAAGAAAACAAGCGUUCAUGAAAAGCUAAUUAUGAGAGAUCUUAAUCGUACUUUCCCGAAGCAUGAAUACUUUCGAGACCAGAAUGGAAUCGGUCAGGAGGGAUUGUUUAACGUUGUCAAAGCGUAUUCUUUAUAUGAUAAAGAAGUUGGAUAUUGUCAAGGAAUAUCGUUUGUUGUAGGUCCACUGUUGCUCAACGUAAGUGCGGUUGCAUAA
Molecule: messenger RNA, 1932 nt
Organism: Paraglomus brasilianum
Lineage: Eukaryota; Fungi; Glomeromycota; Glomeromycetes; Paraglomerales; Paraglomeraceae
Source: the annotation of a GenBank genome assembly